ACUUUUGAUUUGGUUGACGAAUUUGCUCAGAUUGUAUAGCUUGAUGGCUAACGUUAUUCUUUAAUCCAUCUUUAUUUUACUAAUAAAACGAUCGUUAUUUUAUAUGGCUAUGUGCAUUUUAAAGAUCGUCGUCUUGUUUUUGAUAACGUUAAGUGCUUUGAUUAGUAAUAAUUGUUUCAUCGUGUUAUUAAUAGAACGAUUAAUUUACAAUUCCUGCUACUGUAAUGUGUAACGUUAUCUCAUGAAUCUGAAGGAGCACAUGUAUCUAUUAAAUGUUUAUCAUGACCUCAACCGAAAUGCUUGUAUUACUCCUGAAGAAAUAAAAUAUGAUUGAAGUUCUUGACGGAUGAAUUCUGCUGUUUAUUAUCAUGAUGUAAAUUAAAGGUCUGUGAUGUCGCAGUGUUUCAUGUGACGCUAUUGGUCCUCCUGAGAUCUUUGAAAUGCACGGAUGUCAUCUUUACUGAAUCUCUAGUCAACAGUGAGCUACAUUGCUGGCAUGGAAGUGAAAAGCUCAGUGCAUUAUGGGAUACUGUACAUUGGCUGUAAUCCAGAAAUAUGUAAAUUCAGAUGCCCUUCAGACCGUCACCACGUCCCCAUGAACGUGUACUAAACAUGCAUUGUUUUCGGUGUCCAGACCAGAGGACCUGCGCAGAGAGUUUGGCCGUUAUGGCCCCAUUGUUGAUGUCUACGUUCCUCUCGACUUCUAUUCACGGCGACCCAGAGGAUUCGCAUACAUUCAAUAUCCUUUUCAUUUCAACUUCAGUUGCAGCCGCUGUUCUUAUGGUUCUUGAACUUCGCUUUAUGGGAAAAGCGCACUAUAAUACACUUAUUUCUAACCUUUAUUUCUCUGUUGUUGCCUCAGACUGUGUAAAGGUGUCCAGUCGUGGAGCCCGGCACAAAGACAGAGUUAAGAGCCCGGUGUAGUGUAGGACUAAAGCCCAGCCAUCAGCGUCCAGGCGAGAAAGAAAGAUUGCUACUGACAGAAAGGCAAAAGUGCUUAAAGAAAUUUAAAGCUUGAAGAGACAAAGAGGAAAAGAGGCGAUCCGGUGGGCUGCAAGCGCUCGGGUUUGAAAGGCAAAAGUACCAGGCAAUUCAAGGGUCGUCUUGGUGGCAUUUUAAAGAGCGUAAAGAUCAAGGUCAAGGUAACAUCUUGUAUCCUACACCAUUCAGGACCUUCUUUUGAUUGACGUUAAGCAUAAAUAGUUGCCUUAAACCUGAAGUAGUCAUUGUGAUGAAUCGUUGAAGGACUGCAGUCAGCAUAUGCCAUUGUUUGGUCUGUUUGAAGAUGUCUUGUCCAGUCAGUGAAUGUUGUGACGAUGAUGAGAAACCUUAACAGCACAGCAUGUUUGAAGAUGUCCGUGAUGCUGAAGAUGCAUUGCACAAUCUGGACCGAAAAUGGGUGUGUGGACGACAAAUCGAGAUCCAGUUUGCGCAGGGAGAUCGAAAGAUUUUUCAUUCGUAGCUCCUGGUCAGAUGAAAUCCAAAGAGAGACACUCCCCACACAGUUCCUCUCGAUAUGACGACAGCGAUCGAGACGGUAGACGCAGACGCUCUCGCAGCCGCAGCAACAAUAGACUCAGAUCCCGCAGCCCAUCCAACGAGAGGCGUUACAGGAGAUCUGAGAGUCCCAAAGAGUCCAGAGGAAGACGCAGCCGAGAGUUUGACAGGCGCAGACCAGCUGCCCGUGACCAGCAGAGUUCUCGUGGAAACGACCGCUCGCGCAGCAAGAGCACCUCCCAUUCUAAAAGCCGAGGCGCUCGCUCCAAAUCUCUCAGCCCACGGGAUCAGAAUGAUUUCCACACGGAGAGGCAGGACGGCCUGAACAAAACACGCGAAUGUUCCCCGUCACGCUCUCGCUCCAAGUCAGGCUCACGAUCCAGGUCUCGCUCGCGAUCGUGGGCAGGCCGCAAGUCCUGAUUUUAACACAUUGCUGUUGUUAUCAUAAUAGAUUUGUGUUGAUUUUUAUUUGAUUGUUUUUUUUGGGUGCAGUUUAAAGGGAGUUGAAUAUUGUAGGCCUGUAUGUCUUUAAAUAGUGGCUCUUUUUUUUAAAGAUUAACUAAUUUGUUAUAAUUCUAAAAACAUUGGAAGGUUUAUUAAACGAUGGUAAUUGGAUUAAGAUUACAAAUGCAGCAGCUUUGGCACAAUAAGAAGUUUGGACGGCUUUAAUUAUUUUUCUAUGAUAUUUUACUGUUUGUAGGCCAGGAAUUGAUCGUCCAUGUCUUCCAAGAGUGUUUUGAAUGUGUUUUUAUUGUGACGUCUGCAGGUCUUUUACAUGUGACCUUAAAAUGAAAUAAAUUUCACUUUUUUUCCCAGUA
This is a messenger RNA of Triplophysa dalaica, 2315 nucleotides long. Its product is annotated as serine/arginine-rich splicing factor 10-like. Gene Ontology annotation, molecular function: RNA binding. Bases 1396 to 1917 code for a protein of 173 amino acids. Lineage: Eukaryota; Metazoa; Chordata; Actinopteri; Cypriniformes; Nemacheilidae. The transcript has 4 exons. The record is from RefSeq and is a predicted model, not a curated record.